Messenger RNA from Striga hermonthica, 2952 nucleotides. NCBI's taxonomy places the organism in Eukaryota, Viridiplantae, Streptophyta, Magnoliopsida, Lamiales, Orobanchaceae. The record is from the annotation of a GenBank genome assembly.
AUGGCGAGUGACGACGAAGAUUUUGUGUUCUAUGGAACGCCAAUUGAACGAGAGGAAGAAGUCACAACUCGGAAGAAAAAGGCGAUAGCAGGGGCCUCUGGUCAGCUCAGAACCACACUGCCAACUUGGAAACAAGAGGUUACCGAUGAAGAAGGGCGGAGGAGGUUUCAUGGAGCAUUUACUGGUGGCUUCUCUGCCGGUUACUACAAUACAGUUGGCUCCAAAGAAGGAUGGACUCCACAAACUUUCACGUCAUCUCGGAAGAAUAGAGCGGCAGUCAAACAACAGGAUAUAUAUAACUUCCUGGAUGAGGAUGAAAAAGCCGAAUUAGAAGGGCGCUCUUUGGGGACAUCUAUGCAGUUUGAUACAUUCGGAUUUACAGCAGCUGAGCUUGCCCGUAAACAAGCUGAAAAGGAACAAAAACAAAGGCCUUCCACUGUUCCCGGACUGGUUCCUGAUGAACUAAUAGUUCCAGUUACAGAAUCUAUAGGUGUCAAAUUGUUAUUAAAAAUGGGUUGGCGGCAGGGCAGGUCGAUAAAGGAUUCUAACCGGAGUUCAAUUUAUGAUGCUCGUAGACAAGCUAGAAAAGCAUUUCUUGCAUUAUCGAACGAUGGAGGAAAGAAGAUUACUCACUCGAAGCCGGAUGAAGAGGAUACUGCAGAUGUCUCAGAUCUGCUGGCUGAUGAAGGCAAUCGGUUCUCUGAAAGUGUUCCGGCAUAUAUAAUCAACCCAAAGCAAGAUUUACAUGGCUUAGGCUAUGAUCCAUUCAAGCAAGCUCCAGAGUUUAGGGAAAAGAAAAGACAGAGAAUGUCCGCUAAGGGGGAUAUGGGUACCCGAAACUCUCUUGCCGUUAAAGGAAAGAUUGGUCCUGGCUUUGGUAUUGGAGCUCUUGAAGAUCUGGAUGCUGAAGAUGAUGAUGUGUACGACUCAGGCUAUGAUUUUCAAGAUACAUAUGUGCAAGAAAUAGAAGAACCUUCCCAAACAAAUAUGGAUACUCUGCGGAUAUUAGAUAGAAAGAAACCUGAUGUUCUGACUGGUUUCAAAGCUGCAUCGCAUUCUGACCGUAUACUGGAGAGAUUUGAUCCUCCGCAAAUUCCAAAGGAUUUUGUUCCCCAUCACAAGUUUUCCGCACCUCUUGGAAGCGUAGAUGAGACAGCUGAAACCCCUCCAGCUGAGGUUCCUGUUCCAGAAGAUAACAAUCUUAAGGUCUUGAUUGAAGGGGUAGCUAGUUUAGUAGCUCGCUCUGGAAAGUUGUUUGAGGAUCUCUAUAGGGAGAAGAAUCAAUCAAACCCAUUAUUUGACUUCCUUCGUGGAGGAAAUGGUUCUGAUUUUUAUGCGAGGAAGCUCUGGGAAGAGUGCCAAAAGCGUGGUGAACAGCAGACGAAGCUCUGGGAAGGGAAAAAAUCUCAGAAUUCAGAACAGCUGACUGCUGAAAGACGUGGGAAAAUAUUAGGAGAAAAGGCUCUGGAGAGAAGCAUGAGAGAUUCCAGCUCUUUGGUUGCUUCUGCUAGUUCUGUGAACAUUCUGCUAAAACUUUCAGAUACCUUCACUAAACCUGCACCAAUUAAUGAGCAACAGGAUUUUGGGAAGCCUUUCCUCGAUGAUCCCGCAAAGCAAAAAAGAUUUGAACAGUUCUUGAAGGAGAAGUACGAAGGUGGUCUUCGAAGUAAAGAUUCAGGUGGUUCUAGUAACAUGUCUGAAGCUGCUCGUGCUCGUGAAAGACUGGAAUUUGAAGCUGCAGCAGAGGCUAUAGAGAAAGGAAAAACAGGUGAAGAAAGAAAUUCCACCAGUCAAGUAUUAUCUGAUAUGUCAGCCUCUGCAGGAUUACAGUUUACUCUUGGUGGAGUAGAGGAAGAUAAAGUUUCACAGGAUGAGGAUUUAAUAAUGAAAGCAAUGUAUCCAAAAAGGGAAGAGUUUCAAUGGCGGCCUGCACCAAUUUUGUGCAAGCGUUUUGAUUUGAUUGAUCCUUACAUGGGCAAGCCACCACCUGCUCCACGCGUGAGGAGCAAAAUGGACUCUUUGCUUUUCAUGCCAGAUUCUAUCAAAACUGCUACGGUGGAAGAACAUGUUGUGAAUGAGCAAGCUUCAUCUGUAGCUCAAACGCAAAAAAGAAAGCCAGGCAUGGAAACAGCUGACAAGGAAAUUCAGGACGAAGUGGAGAUUGAAAAUGUCGAGAGGCCUGUUGAUCUCUAUAAAGCUAUUUUUUCUGAUUCAGAUGAUGAAGAGGAGACGACUACAUCCGAGCAAGUGGAAGACACACAAAAGAAGAUUGAAGUUGCGAACACCACUCUGAAUCGUUUAAUGGCUGGAGACUUUUUAGAGUCAUUGGGGAAAGAACUAGGUUUAAUGGUCCCUCCUGAGAAAAAACCCCUGCCAGAAAAUAAAACUGUUCGAAAAGAAAAUAUCAAUGUCGAUGGAGAAAGUAGCCACUUUUCAAUGUCUGAGAAAAUGUUGGCUGCCCCAAAUUUCGCAGGAAGUUUGACAAAUGUUGAAAAAACAGUUUACACAGCAGCAGAUGAUUUAUCAAGUCCUCAAGUAGGUUCAAACACUGUUGCGUUUCCCAAAACGGGCAUGCAAAAACAUGACAGUAAAGAAAAUCUGAAGAUUUCCCGGGACGAAAAAUACGUUGAUUACUCUCAUAAAACUCGGAAGAGCAACGGUUGGAGUAGCAGUUCUUCUGACGAUGAAAGAGGGAGAAAAAAAUCGAGAAGCCAUGGGCGUAAAAGCAGAAAUUCAGGAAGUGAUACUUCAAAUGAGUCGAGUGAUUAUCGAGAUAGACACCGUUCGAAGUCGAGAAGAAAAGAAAAGGGGAGCUUUCGUGAAAAGAGUAGCAGCAAGAGACAUUCGAAGCAUCACAAACACAGAAGAAAGGACUCUCCCAGUCGAUCACAUCGAGGGUCCGGAAAAGAACAUGAAAGUCGGAAAAAGAAGAAGAGUAAAUAUGACAAAUGA